Molecule: messenger RNA, 3010 nt
Organism: Penaeus chinensis
Lineage: Eukaryota; Metazoa; Arthropoda; Malacostraca; Decapoda; Penaeidae
Exons: 3
Coding region: 3-1289 (428 amino acids)
Biological process (GO): G protein-coupled receptor signaling pathway
Cellular component (GO): plasma membrane
Molecular function (GO): G protein-coupled receptor activity
Source: RefSeq, a predicted model, not a curated record
CGAUGCUAGUCAUGAGCAAGCACGAGUGGGUGCCCUACGCAGACGGCUCCACAGUUCCCGUGUGCUUCACCGACCUGACCUCCCUCUGGUCAUGUGUCUACAUCAACGUGGUCACCGCCGUCUUCUUCUUCGUGCCCCUGGUGCUCCUGGUGCUCCUCUACCUCGUGAUCGGCAGGAGUUUGAUGCAGGACUCCGCCUCGGCCGCUCUGAAUCACCGGAAGGUCGACCUCCCCAACAUGAAGGCUAGGAGACAGGUCGUAGUAACGCUGGCGACGGUCACGAUCUUCUUCUUCUGCAGCCUCUUCCCUUUCCGAGUCCUGACGCUGUGGAUUGUGUGGACGCCCAACGAGACUAUAAAAGACGUCGGAGCUCUGCGCUUCUACAGCAUGCUGUACGCCGCCCGCGUGCUGCUCUUCGCCAACUCGGCCGUCAACCCCAUCCUGUACAACCUGACCUCCACCAAGUUCCGCGAGGCCUUCCUGAAGCUGCUGCGGAACGAGCGCCGCCGCCGCCGCCACCUCAGCCGCCAGUCCACCUUCAACACCACCGGCACCUCCAUGUCCAACGGCCGCAGCGGCUCCUCGCGCGCCGCGCCCUCCGAGGCGGCCUCCGUCAGGGAGCACCCGGCGCGCGUGGCCCUGGCGCGCUGGGGGCGCCACGCCUCGCUCGACGCGUUCCCGGCGGCGCCGCGGGCCGGCAUGGCGCGCUACGGCCGCCAGAGCUCCUUCGCCGGCACGCACUGGCUCCCGCCCGCCGGCAGCGCCUCCUCCAGCGCCGCCUGCAGCCGCCAGAACAGCCGCGCCGGUGAGAACGGCGUCGCCAGUCCCGGCGAGGCGAGGCGCUGCCUGGAGGGCGAGAAGCGGCCCUCGGGCGAAGGCCGGCGGCUGCUGGAGGGCGAGAGGUCGUCCUUGAACCAGGGCAUGAUCGCGGAGGAGAGGCCGCGCGGCCACCUGGCCCGCACGGAGAGCAUGAGGCGCAUGCGGGAGCGCAGGAUCGACACGGAGAUGGACACCCUGCUAUCGGAGCGGCCGAGCGACGCCGCGCCCACGCCCACGCCCACGGCCACGCCCACGGCCACGCCCACGUCCGCCGAAACCGUCUUCAGGCUGGAGAGCGAGCGGCCGCGCGACCCCGCCGACGGCGACGCCGCAGAAAACGGGAAGCCGGCCGCAGAAAACGGCGACCGAGCCAAAGAAAACGGGGGCGGCGCGGAGGCGAGGCCGGCGGGCGAGGCCGGCGGAGGCGCCCUCUUCUGCGAAAGUCUAAGUACAAAAGUCAGUCUAGUUUGAAGGAAUUCUUGUAUCCGCCAAUUGGGCAUUAGGGUCGGUUCCUCCCGAGACAACGGACGCGAAGGAAAGAUGGAGAGAGAGAGAGAGAGAAGGAGAAGGAGAGAGAAACAGAGAGGAUGACGGCACACACGCAUCUACCUCUCGCUUAACCAUAUAAGAUCCUGCUUAAGAAAACAGAUGAAUAAAAAUGACCCGACAGCCCUAAGAAAAAAGGAGAAACAUUCUUCAAUUCUCUUUCUCUUCCCUUCGUUUUACACUUUCUCUCUUUCGUAUUUUUCUUCAAGGUUUAACAAGACGUAAUCUAUAAUCUGGAUGUUCGUGACUAAGUGUCUGUGUCGAUCAUAUAUUUUACAUGUGUGUAUUUCGUGUUUAAACUAAAACAAAAGCGUAAUAAUACGGUUAUUAAUAUAUCCUCUCCAUGUUUUGCUAAUGUACUAUCUUAAUAUUCGUUACGAGAUGUUGUAAUGCUGUUUAACAUAAAGACGAUCGAUUCCUGAUCAUAUUAGUUUUUAGCUGAGAGAAAGAAAAAAUUAUUACGAGAAAAUGUCUUUGUACUGAGUGAAAUUGGAUGGAAUAAAAUGACACGACUUUUUAAAGAUGAUGAAUGUGUGUCUAUAUGGCUUAUAUAUAUAUAUAUAUAUAUAUAUUUCCUUAUAGUUUCGUUCCAGAAAUUAUAGAUCAAAAUGUAGACAUGAAAGGGUGCUUCAAGUGCUAAAGCUGGUGCACUUGAUUACUUCCUUGUUCUUUUAUUUGUAAUUAUUUAUUUUUUUACGUUUAUUAUUGGUAAACUGAUCUAUUUCCUUAUUUCCUUUUUUCAAUGAGAGAGAGAGGCACAGCGCGAGAGAAAGAGAGAGAUAGAUUGAUCAGCAUUGAUCUUCGGAAUGGAUUUACAGAUGAAAUCGAUCGAUGAAAUACAAAUCUGGUCUUGCUUGUGAAUUAUAGAAAUAGGAUAACUUUGGCGAAAUAAAGGAUGGGAAGAGACAGCACAGAGAAUAACAACGGUUAAUAUAAGACAUAAGAUUUGUUUUUCUUAAAAUUAAGAUAAUAAUUGACAAAGAAAGUAAAGAAUACAAUUAAUAAUAAUGAUAUUAAUGAUAAUGACGCUAAAAUAAUGAUAAAAGUUAAUCAUAAUGGUUAUGAUGAUAACAAAAAUAUUAAUGUUUGUAAUAAUUCUGAUAGUGAUACGGUAAUAGAAAGAGCAAAAAUGAAGAAUAACGAUGUGUUAAUAGUAACAAUGAUAAUGAUAAGAAUAAAUGUUCAUAGUAAUAAUGAUGAUAAUAAAGAUGUUACUGAUAAGGCUUAUGAUAAUCUUAAUUAUGAAAUUAUACCUAUUAUGGUUCUGAGGAGAACGAUAAAAUACAAAUAUAUAUGUAUAUAUAUACAUAAAUAUAUACAUAUAUAUAUACAUAUAUGCAAGUCCCCAUGAUAAGCAAGAAGCCAAACCAAAUGUCCACGUAACCAUGAAUCCGUUCUGACGUCAUAAACAAAUCGCCCAAUGGCUUUAGUGUACUCGCGGUGACGUCAUCAGCAGACCACCCAAUCGGGCUGCGCGAACGCCUCGCCUUCAAAACAGGUCUCUCACACGUUUCAUCCUGAUGGCUACACGUCUUGUCAUGGCGUGAACUGUGUGAUAAGGAUGCUGGUGUGUGGUCUAUCGUACCCGGGUUUGUUUUGAUAAGAAUAAUCUAUUGUGGAUUGUGGUUUUAUAGGGCGGGAGGAAG